AGUAGCCAACCGUGCUAACCGGAGGUACAAUUACACACGUGAGAGCUACUCUUAGCCUUCAUUUAUAUUUCACUCAUCACGUGGACGCACGUGAUGACUUCGCAUCAAUGGAUUUCGAGGGCUGUCGUGUUCUUGAAAUAUUCGCUAUAAGCAACAGCAGCAAGUCUACCGUGUCAUGUGACAAUUUAAUAAAAUACAACUAGUGUGUUCUGAAAUAUUACAGUACAUACGAAUCAAUCGAUUCGUAUCGAAAUCAUAGCGUGCAACUUGGAAAACACGUUCAAAAAAAUUAAGAACGUAAAACGAUUUCUGUAAAGAACGUGGUUUAUUCACAUAGACGACUGUUUGGCGCGUUGCCAUCUUACUCGAUGCUACCACCCUGCGCUCCUAUGGCAGUUUACACGCUGCGAGUGGCAAUCAGGAUGAUCACGAAAACCGGUCCAAGCCACAACACAGAGCGCAACGUCUCGCUCGAGGCGCCGUUCAUUCGGGCUGAGAUCAUCAAUAUCGCCGCUGCCGCUUAAGGAAGCGCGCGCACCAAAUUGCGGCAAAGUGUCACCCGUUCUCCUCGUUCUGUACGAAUAAUAAUAAUAACUGGGCUUCCUAAAGAGGGAAAAAAAGAAGUGGACGGAAGAGACGCACCACACACACACACUUCACACCACACACACAGCCCACCGCACGCACACACACACAGCACACCACACAUAAAACCCGAGCGAGCGAGAGCGCAAGCGGGCUUGCUCGAGUUGAAGCAGGACGGAAUACUAAAGAGGAGCACUCGGGCAUUUGUAUCGCGAGGGGGUCCCAAGCCCUCCAGCAGAAGGACUCAUUCCUCCUCCGCGCGGCUGCUCCGCUACCCACAAAAGUGACUUGAAAGCGGCGUGCGCAUCUCACAGUGGCCACGACCACAGCCAGGAGCAGACGAGAGUACAGUACAACGAUGACACCCACGCUUGCACCACCACGCCUGGCCGCGCGACUUCUGCUGCUGCUGCCGCCGCUGCUGCUGCCGCAGGGGCCUCUGUCGAGCCUCGCGUACCCGGCAGAGCCCGGCUACCAGGCGUGGCCACCCUCCCCGUCGUCCCCGUCGGCCGUGCCGCAGGACUACGAGAUGGAGGACUACCGCGGCAAGGGCUGCCUGGACGAGACGGGCUUCGUGUACGGACUCGGCGAGGAGUUCUGGCCGGGUCGCUCGCCGUGCCCGUGCCGCUGCACACCCGACGGCCCCGUGUGCCCCAAGCCCGAGUGCCCGCGAUUCGCCGAGGCGCGCUGCGCCCGCGUGGAGCGCAGUGGCUGCUGCCCGCAGUGCGCGGAGCCCCGCAGCGAGUGCGAGCACCAGGGACACGCCUACGCGAUCCUGCAGGAGUUCACGCUGUCCCCGUGCGAACGUUGCCGGUGCGAGUCCAACGGGGAGGUGGCGUGCGUGGUGGCCGAGUGCUCCGACCCGGAGUGCGUGAACCCCCUGUACGAGCCCGAACAGUGCUGCCCCAUCUGCAAAAAUGGUGGGAACUGCUAUGCAGGCACGCGCAUUAUCCCAGCCGGCCGGGAGGUAAAGGUGGAUUCCUGCACAGUGUGCAUCUGUCCGAGUCCUGGAGGAGGUGGCCACUCGGAUCGCCAAGCCACGUGUGUCAAGCGAGAGUGUCAACGCAGCUAGCCCUGGCUGCCCAUUGCCAACAGUAGAUGCUGCAAAGAAUAACAUCCCCCAUGCUUUGCAUUUGCAUUGAAAUGUAAUGUAAUAUUUCUGUUUGGGGGGGGGGGGGGGCGGGGGUGGUGGUGAUUUGUGUGCAAUGCAGUGGCCUCCAGGGGCCAAUACUUUAGGGAUACUAAUGAGGUGCAUUUUAAGCGGCAAAACUCUAAUGGGACCGAUUUCUCUCCAUCGCCAAUAAAAGUGGAAUAAUUUUGGAUGUUUUCAUGAUUAUAACAUCACAAAAUAUACACUUCUCUAAAACACAACGAGGUUUUUGUCUCCCCCGGUGGAAUUGACAAGCUUAAUAUCUGUUUCAGGUCUAUCGAGCAUAUGUGGAAUUUGAGUGUUCACCUUGUACGUUUAUACUUUUUCCUGCAGGACUAAUUUAUUUCCAAGUGCUAAAAUGCUGACCACGGGAAUUGGCAGAAUAUCUUUUGCAAUUCUUGCGAAAUUGCCUUCAAGAUUCAGUUCGGCUUUUUAGAUUAACAUACAAUUUAAAUGAAGGCAUUUACCGCUUUAAUUAUCUUGUUUUUCAGUUCUGCAAUGUUUUACCCAUAAAAAAAUUGUUUAAGUACCCAAUUAAAAUAAUUGAAAGUCUGGCUAGUUAGCACCGUUUGAGACGCGGCUCAAAAGAAAGCUGUCUCUGGUGUGGACCAAUCAGCUUCAAAGACAAUGCAUAUAUUAUCAGAGUGUAUUUUCUGUUUGCAUUUUGACCACAAGUAUUGUGGUUAAAGCAGACAUG
Molecule: messenger RNA, 2432 nt
Organism: Petromyzon marinus (sea lamprey)
Lineage: Eukaryota; Metazoa; Chordata; Hyperoartia; Petromyzontiformes; Petromyzontidae
Product: von Willebrand factor C domain-containing protein 2-like
Biological process (GO): negative regulation of BMP signaling pathway
Cellular component (GO): AMPA glutamate receptor complex
Molecular function (GO): protein binding
Source: RefSeq, a predicted model, not a curated record